This is a messenger RNA of Sceloporus undulatus (fence lizard), 2199 nucleotides long. It is a transcript of the gene HOXB5, whose product is annotated as homeobox B5. The record is from RefSeq and is a predicted model, not a curated record. Gene Ontology annotation, cellular component: nucleus. Lineage: Eukaryota; Metazoa; Chordata; Lepidosauria; Squamata; Phrynosomatidae. Gene Ontology annotation, molecular function: RNA polymerase II cis-regulatory region sequence-specific DNA binding; DNA-binding transcription factor activity, RNA polymerase II-specific. Gene Ontology annotation, biological process: anterior/posterior pattern specification; regulation of transcription by RNA polymerase II. The coding region runs from base 93 to 1031 and encodes 312 amino acids. The transcript has 2 exons.
UUCAUUAAUACAUCAUAAAUCCUCAAGCACAGGGGUUAUAACGACCACGAAGCCCCACAAAUCAAGCCCUCCAAAAAAUACAGCCACCCCAAAUGAGUUCGUACUUUGUAAACUCGUUCUCAGGACGCUAUCCUAAUGCCCCAGACUAUCAGCUGCUAAAUUAUGGGACCGCCGGCAGUUCCAUGAACGGAUCUUAUAGGGAUCCCGGCAACAUGCACGCCGGCUCUUACGGCGGCGGAUACAACUACAAUGGGAUGGAUCUGAGCAUCAGCCGUUCAGCCUCGUCCUCCAAUCACUUUGGGGCGGUGGGGGAGACCGCCCGAGCCUUCUCUGCCCAAGCCGCGCCGGAAAGCCGGUUCAGACAAGCCUCCAGCUGCUCCUUGUCCGCGCCCGACUCCCUCCCUUGCACCGGCAACAACAACAGCAGCAGCAACAACAACAACGGCGGCGGAGGGAGCAGCACCAGCACCACCACCACCAGCAACAACAACAACGGGGAAAGCCAUGGAGGCAAAGCAGCCUCGUCUUCUCCAGCCGACCAAGCAGCAGCAGCAGCAGCCGCUGUAGCCACCGCAGCCUCUGCCUCGGUCGGCCCGGCGGGCACCGGCAGCUUCACGGAGCUAGACGAGACCAGCGCGUCCUCCGGAGCCGAAGAGAGCGGCUCCCAAGUCAACAGCAACGGCGCCCGAGCUCCACCGGAGCCCCAUGCCACCUCCACGCCGGCCCCAGAAGGGCAGAGCCCCCAGAUCUUCCCCUGGAUGAGAAAACUUCACAUUAGCCAUGAUAUGACUGGACCGGAUGGGAAAAGAGCCCGCACGGCGUACACUCGCUACCAGACCCUGGAACUGGAGAAGGAGUUUCACUUUAACCGCUACCUCACCCGCCGAAGGCGAAUAGAAAUCGCCCAUGCUUUGUGUCUCUCGGAAAGACAGAUCAAAAUCUGGUUCCAGAACCGGCGCAUGAAGUGGAAGAAAGAUAACAAACUCAAAAGCAUGAGCUUAGCGUCCGGUGGCAGCGCUUUCCAGCCGUAAAUUCAACCCCAGAAGGAAAUUAUGAAGGAAUAGAAGUGGGUCGGGAAGGGCAUGGGGAGAGAGGGAGGGUGGGAGUUGGUGGAGAAAGAAAGAAAGAAAGAAAGAGAAAAAGAAAGUUUAAAAGCAAGCUAACAAACAAACAAACCCGACCGCAGUGGUGUUUUAUUUUUUGGUUUUGGUUUUAAAGUUUGGAGUACUGUAAAGUGAAGCACUUUCCAUUCAGCAUGCUAUUGACUCUUUUUUUAAAAAUAAAAAUAUAUUAUUACUAUUAUUAUUAUUAUUAAGCAACUUGCGUGGUACUGUUAUUCCAGGACUGUGUCCUUUGCUGAGGUUUCCUUCCUUCCCGCCUUUAAAUUAAUUCGUGAAAAUAAUAAUAAUAAUAAUAAUAAUAAUAAUAAUAAAUGUUGUUUCCAGAGGCUUCUUUAAUGCUUUAGGUGUUCUAAAUGUUUGUGUCCGUGCUAAAUGAUACUUUCUGGAAGACGUUGGCAUGUUUUGUUUUUAAUUUUGGGGUUGUUUUUUUUUAAUGUGCGCUCUUUAAAUGUUAUAACUUAUUUAUAAACUGCCGAGGAGAAGGAAAAGAUGGGCUCUUUAAAAAGUUGGUGCCUCUGGGGAGGUGGGGAAACCUAUCACUUCUUCCUUCUUCUGCUCAAGUCCUGCAAGAUCCAUGGCAGGAAAAAAAGUUGAAGACAUCAACUACGACCAUUUUUUUGGCCUUUGAGGGGAAAAAAAUACAAUAUAUCUAUCUAUAUAUAAGCUCCUGUAACCUUUCUGUCUUUGAAAUUGUCAAGUCUGUGAUUUGGAUCAUAUUUGCCUGGCCUUGUUUUGACCCAAAAGCCAGUUCUGAAACUUUUUUUCUUUUCUGUUCUUUUUGUUUGGAGAGAAAAUAAUAAUAAUAAUAAUCAUAAUUAAAUGUGAGUGAAGUUCACUUUAAAAAGGGUAUACGAUUGGACCAACCAUAUAGUAUGUCGAAAAUGUUUGUAAAUACUAGAAAUAUUUCUGCAGUGACUCAAUAGGAAGUUUUAGUGGGCAGUUUGGAUUCAGUGUUCUGUGUGUCUCAAAUGGCAUUUGUCAUGUCUAGCUGCUUGUUCCCAUCUUCGCCAAGACGCUUUUCGUAUCCGUUUGUAGCCUUAACUUGAAGUCAAAUAAACGUUUCUCCUGGCCAGAAAAA